CUUCGGCGACGGUAUAAUUCGCUGCCGGUUUAUUCUCCAUGAAUCAGUAUACACGGCACAAGGCCUAAUAUUUAGAUAGCACACAAACAUUUACUUGUAGUUUUCUAAUAAAGGUCCUGAAAUCAUAGCCAUAACACAACACCUCGUUCUGGGCGUCAAAAAGAAGAAGGUAGCACGAAGAAGUGUGUCCCGGGGGCCGACCGUGAGCAUGCCGGGACAGACCUUAUUGUUCCUUGACAGAAUCAGACUGGUGCUAAACCUUCUAGCUAGUCAAUAUAGGUGCCGAGAACUUGAAGCAUGAACUUAAUGAAGAGUCUCUUUCGCUACAGAACUGCGAAGGUGCUGAAGAGUGGGGUGUUGAGUGAGUACAACAGAAGUUAUGCAGUGGCAUCACCACCUCACCUUGAGCCAGGGGUAUUCAAACCACAAAAGGUUCUCAUCCUUACAAAGCUGUCCAGAUAUGAGUUUGAGAGGCGACGCCAUCCAGAACUUACUGAGAAGCAACUUGAAAAAUGUCUAAGAUUAAGAGGAUCAGAUUACAACCUCCUGCUCUAUCACCAUUACAUACACAAGGGAGUUGAAAAUACAGUGAAUAGUGUCUUCACUGCUGCUGGUAUUGAGACAAGAGUGGUCUAUCGCUUUGACUACACUGACCCCAACAUUGAGUGGGCUGAUGCCAUUGUGACCACUGGAGGUGAUGGGACAUUCCUACUUGCAGCUUCCAGAAUCUUGGACAGAAACAAACCUCUCAUUGGAUUUAAUUCAGAUCCAACCAGAUCAAAAGGACAGCUAUGCCUACCUCAGAAAUAUUCUGUUGAAGUCCAAGAAGCAGUUGACAAACUGUUAAAGGGGAAAUUCCGCUGGACAUUUCGAAGGAGGAUUCGAGUCACAUUAAUUGGAGAUGAUAUCUUCAAGCCACCUGUUGAACUUCACAACCAGCAAUUGCAGUAUCAUGAGUACAGAUACCUUGACAUGGAACCUCAGUUGCGAAAUGUGCAGAAGGAAAUGCCCCCCUGCAGUGAAACGGGAAUGGCCCGCAGAGUUCUUCCAGUCCUAGCUUUAAAUGAGGUAUUUAUAGGAGAGUGUGUAUCUGCCAGAGUUUCCUAUCUUGAACUAAAUAUAGACGACAUGAAAAGCAUCAAGCAGAAGUGUUCAGGACUCAUUGCUAGCACAGGAACUGGAUCAACCUCUUGGACAUAUAAUGUAAACAAACUCACAGAACAAAAUAUGGAAGAGAUAUUAACAAUUGUAAAAGAGGAAACUGGCUUCAAGAUCAGAGAUACUGAUGAAAAAUUUGUUCGGAAAAUUACAGAAACAUUCAACCAAAUGCUGAUUACCAGCCCAGAGGCACCCAGAAUGGUAUACACUAUUCGAGAUCAGCUAGUGUCUUCACCUUUGCGUGGUGAGUGCAUUAAACCUCGAGGAGUAGCCAAAGCAAUACGCAUUAGGUCUCGCUGCUUUGAUGCAUCACUUGUAAUUGAUGGUGGGCUAUCCUUUACCUUCAACGAUGGAACAAGAGCAUUACUAGAAAUUCAUGAUGAAGACGCUCUUAGAACUGUGACUCUUCAUGGAGAUGUAACAGAGGUAGUAUUCAAACAUUAGCACCAGCAAAAGAAAUGUGAACUAUAGACUGAAUUUAUAAUGGACAUUUUGACGUUUCAGUUUUGCAAAUAAUUAUCUGUGCCGAGAUGUUCUUAGGCAAUGAUUUACACCACUUUUACCUCAUGAUAGUAACUCCAUUUAGUAACUGUUGUGCCCUCUACAUCCAUUGUAUCUCGAGUGUUUUACACUACAAUAAUUUUCCAAGGUAUUAGUUACACUGUGAUUAUGUUGAUCUGUGAAUCACAUUUACAUGAAAUACAUUUUUCCUUUCU
Messenger RNA from Eriocheir sinensis (Chinese mitten crab), 1874 nucleotides. It is a transcript of the gene Nadk2, whose product is annotated as NAD kinase 2, mitochondrial-like. The transcript is spliced from 8 exons. The coding region runs from base 298 to 1602 and encodes 434 amino acids. Gene Ontology annotation, biological process: NAD+ metabolic process. NCBI's taxonomy places the organism in Eukaryota, Metazoa, Arthropoda, Malacostraca, Decapoda, Varunidae. The record is from RefSeq and is a predicted model, not a curated record. Gene Ontology annotation, cellular component: mitochondrion. Gene Ontology annotation, molecular function: NAD+ kinase activity.